Lathyrus sativus (Indian pea) is the source of this 1188-nucleotide messenger RNA. NCBI's taxonomy places the organism in Eukaryota, Viridiplantae, Streptophyta, Magnoliopsida, Fabales, Fabaceae. The record is from the annotation of a GenBank genome assembly.
AUGAACAUGCAAUUAGGAUCGAAGAUGAUGAGUUACAGCACGGAGUUUAGAAAUCACGAAGAUGAUGCUUGGUAUACAGUCAUGGUAACUCUCGAAGAAAAGGAAAAACUUAGAGUAACAUACGAAAAAUUCACGGAUGAAGUCGAUCAAUUUUUCUUACCAUCAUUUUUCGAUUCCUUGGAAGAUCUUCUAGAGUUCGAGAAACGAUUCAGACCUCUCUCCAUUCAGGUUCAGGAUCACGAGUGUCGGAAACUCGUUCCAGGUGUUAAGGUCUGUGCCUCUCAGCAUUUCAUCCCCGACGACCUUCGUUUCUAUGACGCCACUGUUGAAGCGGUUGAAGAACGUCCGCAUUCUCGUAAAAAAAAUGAAGAGUGUAAUUGUACGUUUAUACUUUUCUGGAUACAUGGGCCAAAUGCUGGAAACAUGACGGCGGCAGAUAUUGGCGAUAUUUGCACUGUGCAACCUAUAAUUGAGGUUGAUCCAGCUGUGGCUUCUUUCCUGGAGAUUGUCAAGAAGAGGAUAGCAUCGAAAUCUGGACAAGAAUUGGUAGCGAACUGCAACAAAGGAAUAGAAAAUAAGAACAAACUAAGUCUUUUUGAACGAAUGCAAAAGGGAAGGCGACGUGCCAAACGAUCUGUUUUGGGUGACGGUUCUACUAAAGUUGGGCUUGAUGAAAAUAUGGAAGAUAUCGAGUUGGAAGGUAAAAGAAACGUGUGUAUGAUAUUGAUGGGAAAUCUUGAUAAAGAAUUAUGUCCAUCAACAGCGGUAGAGUUCUUACAUAAACAUACUCAAGUAUUUGCUAGUGUCUUCAUUUUUUCAAGUUUAUCAUCAGAGAUAUACACCAGGGGUGCCAUUAUGUCGCAAACCGAACAAGAUUUCCAGAAACUCUGUGAUUUUUUGACAAAUCCCAACCACAUCAUAACAUCUUCAACUGGCAGGCCAUGGACGAUAAUUGAAAAACAAGUGGGUCUAAAAAACAUCAAAGCAUCUAUAGGAAUAUUGGUUCCUGGAUCUGAGGAUGUAGCACAGGAUGGAAAGAAUAGAACUAGCAACAAUUUGAAGGUUGUAUAUUCAGGAACUCAAGAAUUCAAGAGAGCUAGUGCUAUGAGGGAAUUGUUUUUAGAAUUUUCUGAUCACCAAGUACGGCUGCACAAGAAACUUGCUUUUUUGGAGGGGGAGUGUAUUUGA